UGAGCUGCAGCGGGGCCCAUCAGAAGUUCUAGGCGACGCACGCUGUGAGAUUUGCCUCGCAGACAGAAAGAGUCCAUCGCGACACGUCCCUUUCAAGGUUGGAGAAUAACUUCGCCGACGCCGUGCCCCUUUCUUGGAACCUGCUGUUGCUCCUUCCACCCUAACCACAACCCGGCCUGCUACUGCCCCACGAGAGCCACAUCGCACCGCCCCGGCCCAUCACGACCUCUUGCCGCUGCCCUCUAGCCUCUGGCGACUGACCGCGCCAACCCAUCCAUCGCCUAGGACCGAGGUGGCCCAGACGAGACCCGAGACCCACGACCCACGACCCACGACCCAGCGAGCCGCCGCGCCGCAUCAUCCACAACCUGCCCAACUCUCAGCUGCUCCGCCUCACCCGGUAGCCCCCCGUGGUCCCUUCCUUUGUGAUCCCUUGGUCACAUCCAGCAGCAACUUCUUCCUCUCGGCCAGGCUUUGAAGCUGCCACAUCAGACUGCCAGACCUCUGCGAGCCAUGAUAUAGAUGCAUCGACCGAGCCCUUAGUUACUGAUCAACCGCAAGUCCCACAAGAGAGAGCCUGUCAUAGGCUCCCCACACACCAACCAAAAUGCCGGGCUUCCAAGAUAGUUUCUGGACCGGCGACUAUGCCGCAGGCCUUGGCGUUCUGUUCAGCAAGCUGCAGCAGGGAGUCAUAGAGAACAGACAGGUCCUGACCAUCGCACGCAUGCGCUCUGAAGCCGAGGAGCUCUACGGUACGCGACUCAACGAUAUCGCCCCGGCUGUCGACAAGGUGCAAGGAGGCUUUUCAAAGGAUGAUGGCGCUACCGUCCGCAAGGCCUACGAGGGCAUACGAACCGAGAUGGCAGAGGGCGCAAAUAAGCACAGGAAGAUUGCCCAGAACAUCCGCGACCUUGUCGUGAACCCAUUCUCCAGGUGGUGCGAAAACCACGAGACCCGGAUACAAGACUCCCAGGACGAGCUGCAGAACCGCAUCAAGGCCCACGAUCGCCAGGCCGAGCUGGUCAAGAAGUUGAGGAGCAACUACUUCAACAAGUGCCGGCUGGUCGAGGAUCUCGAGGAGGAGACCAAGUUCGCCUUCCAGGACCCAGAGAGCAGCCCCAAACCCAAGAUCCCCGAGAUCAAGGUCUCGGAGAACAAGGAGGCCGAAUUGGCCGACGAGGACUCCAUCUUCGAGAUCGGCGAUGAGACUUUCGACGUCGAGGAGAUGAAGAAGCGGUUGGCGCACAUGUUGAACAACAUCAAACUGCAGGACACCAAAGUGCCGAUCUUGGGAACAUACAUGAACACCUCGGCCGGUGCGGACAUUGUGGAGUACCUCCAGAAGUACAUGGACACCACCAGCGUCAGUUAUGCUGAGAGAAUCGGCCAAGACCUCGUCUCCAGCGGCUUCCUGAGACUCGUUGGAAAUGUGGGAAACACCUUCGCAAACAGCUCCAAGAUGUUCUACCAGUGGCGGCCAAAGGCAUUCCAGAUGUCUGGUGUGCCCGAGAAGAAGCCAACCGUGGGCAGGACUUUCUCUCUCGCAUCCAACGGCUCGGAAGCUGGCGAUUCACCUGUCGUGGGGACAAUGAGCGAGUACCUGGCCGGAUGGAACCCUCUCAACAAUGCCCACCCAGGCGAGACUCCACCACAGCGCCUGCGGAGGGAGCAGAGGGAGGCCGACGACAGGUACAAGGACGGAGUAAAGAAGCUGGACGAGGUUCGGUGCGAGCUCGAGGAGGCCAUCACCGUUCAUCUCAAGUUCCUCGAGCGUUGCGAGCUGGACAGGCUCAAGGCCAUCAAGACCGUCAUUCUCGAUUUCUCGGGAUGUGUCAGCAACGUCAUCCCCAGUCUCCAGUCUGCUGUUGACAAUAUGAUGCUCUUCCAGGAGACCAUCCAACCCGACGGGGAUCUGCGCUACCUCCUCGAGAACUACCGCACCGGACGCUUUGCUCCAAAGGUCGUCGUGUACGAGAAUUACUACAACAAGGUCGACGAGCAGACCUUUGGUGUCGACCUCGAGGCCCGCGCCAGGGCGGACAAGAAGCGAGUGCCCAUGAUUGUGACGACUAUUCUCACCUACCUCGACAACCACUACCCUGAUCUCGAGGGCGAUGAGGCCAGGAGAGGGGUCUGGCUGGUGGAUGUGCCAUUAGCACAAACCCAUGCUCUGCGAAACAAGGUCAACGACGGCAAGCCCUUCUCGCCUGAUAUUCUUGCUGAAUUCGAUAUACCCACUGUUGCAAGUCUGCUUAAGCUCUACUUCCUCGAACUACCUGACUCUCUGGUCUCCUCUCACGUUUACGAGAUCGUCAGGACUAUAUACACCACGCCUAAUCCGGACACCUCUGAUGCAGGACGUGUCUCCGUCCUACAGCAGACGCUGUCCCAGCUGCGGUUGACGAACAUUGCCACCCUGGACGCCUGCAUGAACCACUUCACGAGGUUGAUUGAGCUGACAAGCGCGGACGAAGAGUACAUCUCUGCACUUGCGACGACACUGGCACCCUGCAUUUUGAGACCACGCGUGGAGACAUCCUUGACCAUGGAAGAGAAGCACGCUUACCGCCUGCUACGUGACCUCUUCGCUCACAAGACUGCAAUCUUCAGCGAAUUGAAGCGAAUGUCGACCCUCGGCCACUCUACCUCAGUAACAAGCUCCAACACCGACACCACAAACCGCCCACGCGCCAUCAGCACUGAUGAGAGCAACCGAAGAAUCCAUCAGGAGGAGCGACAACGGGCGCUUUUGGAGAAGGCAGGAGGCGGCCGUAGUAGGGCCACCUCUCCGGCUCCAAGCCCCCGUGGCGUCGGCUCUCACCGACGGGAUAGGAGUGUUGGCAGGUUCCCCGUGCAGACGAGCCCCACCGAGAAGAACGAGCGUGUGCGCAUGAGCAUGGGACCUAUCCUGGGCGUGAAGCGAUCCAGUCUUGAGGUGCCCGGCGAGAGCGGCACGCCUCCAUCCUCAGUGUCCACCGAAUCAGUCACGAACGGCAGCGAAUCGACAGAUUCUCCCACGUCGGUUAGAGGCCGGUCGGAAACCCUCCGAUCCAACGACUCACUGGAGAAGCGGAACUCUCUGGGCCGCAACCCAGCGCGGUCCUCUCUUGGCCGACGGAUCCCCGUCAACCCCACACCCCUGACCGAGGCCGGUGACGAGCACACCCGAGGCGUGACCCUGGAGGAUAAGCCGAUGGAUGACUAGUAGUUCACCCACCUAGGCCACUUUUCUACUGGGGAACCGAGCAUCCCGACAUGUCAUGGUUAACAUUUUGGCACCGGUGCGUGCAAGCACGGUCAUGGGGAUAGAACAGACUAUAUGGAGGGAUCGAGAACAAAGCACACAUAUUCGGGGAAACACACACAUUCUUGGGGCCGUAAAGGCGGAGGGUUGUAAUGCAAUGGAAUGGAAUGUACUAUGUAUCAACCGAGCGAACGCGACCACGAGCCAAGAUAUUAGCACGAUGAGUUUUGACACACACACACACAAACAAACAAGAAACGCCCAGGUAUAUUAAACAUAGCAGCACUGGGGGGGAAGGUAACUUAGCCAGGGGGUGGAGGUGUGUGUCCUGGAGACUGGGCGGACGGGUGGUGGCGGUGGACAUAUUUAUCAGAGAAAAUGGGACGGAGAACCAUUGUGGGGUCGGUCGGGCGCGGUCUCGUCCGGCCUUUUUCGUCGUUGCGACGGCACAUUUAUAUAUUACUCUUCACAAAA
Molecule: messenger RNA, 3718 nt
Organism: Diaporthe batatas
Lineage: Eukaryota; Fungi; Ascomycota; Sordariomycetes; Diaporthales; Diaporthaceae
Product: GTPase-activating protein RGD2
Exons: 4
Coding region: 608-3205 (865 amino acids)
Biological process (GO): small GTPase-mediated signal transduction; cytoskeleton organization
Cellular component (GO): cell division site; plasma membrane; division septum
Molecular function (GO): GTPase activator activity
Source: RefSeq, a predicted model, not a curated record